AUGAGCAAGGUGAGCAAGCUGCUGAUCGCCUCAGUCCUAGUGAUCGCCGUUGGCGUCUGCGUGUCAGCCGUCUUCGACAGCGACUCCAAGGUUGGCGGCGGCACCAGCCUCUCCCACACCGUCAUCGGCGUGACCCUGAUGGUCCUGGCCAGCACCUUCGAGGCUGCCAAGACCGUCAUCAGCCAGGUCCUGAUGGACAAGAUGACGCUCUUCGACGGAAUCUACUACUCCAGCCCCACGUUCGUGCUACUCGCCGUGGUCUUCGUGGGUGGCAUGGAGGCCAAGCAGCUUUACCACUACCAGUUCAACGGCAUGGUUGUGGGGCUCCUCUUCGCCAACAUGUUGUCCACAGGCGCAAUCGUGCUCUCCAGCUUCUGGUUCGUGAAGCUGGCCGGGGCACUGACGCUGAAGGUCGUGACACAGGACACCGCGAGGUCCAUCGGCCUCAUCCUGUGUUCGGUUUUCUUCUUCGGGGAGUUCUGCACCGGCAUGCAGUACACAGGCUACACGCUCACCCUCGUGGGCAUGGGCAUGUUCGAUUACGCGAAGCAGGAGUUGGCACGAUUGAAGGAGCUGAAGGCGUUAAAGGAGAGCAAUCUGGGGAGAAGUGCGGCGGCUCGGCUGGCGACGGCGCCUCGGGAGGCAAGCCCGAGGCCGAGGCGAGCCGGGGCGAGCGCCGCUGCUGAGAAGGAGCGCCCGCCGAGAGGCGCACGUCACUAUCUUGCGCCCUGCCUUGAGUGCUCCGCGGAGGCUCCCAGAGCCCAGCGGUGGUUUCGGUCGGUGCGGCUUGUCGGAUGCCGCGCCGAGUCGGCCGCCUCGGCGUCGUGUAAGGGGCAACGUCAGGUCUGGGAGCGUUGCCCCUCACUCGCCGCUUACUGCGUGAGGUCGGACCUAGCGGCGCCACCUGUUGCCCGGAGAGCGCCUGCCCUCCAAGUGGGGCGCGCAGAGGGCCACAGUGCGCCUCGGCCGCCGCCUUGGGUGGCUUCGUUCGAGGAGGAGAUUCGAUCCUGGGCUCGGUGGUCUUUCCGAUUGGGCAAGGGGUCAGAUCUCGGAAUUCAUGGUGGCACGGCACUAGCACGGUCUCAGAAGCACUGUUGA
Molecule: messenger RNA, 1098 nt
Organism: Prorocentrum cordatum
Lineage: Eukaryota; Dinophyceae; Prorocentrales; Prorocentraceae
Source: the annotation of a GenBank genome assembly